CCGCGCCGCCCCCCGCGCCAUGGCCGACUGGGCCCCCGCUGAGGAGCUGGAGUGCAUGAUGGAGCCCCAGGAGCUGGGCCUGGAGCAGCCGCUGCCCGCCCCCGAGCAGGGCCCCGGCGGCGAGGCCGAGCUGCCGGCCGCCGAGAUCUCCCUGACGCUGGUCACCGAGAUCCAGGCCGUGGACAGGAAGGUGGACACCCAGGCCGCCCAGCUGAUGAACCUGGAGGGCAGGAUGAGGAUGGCGGAGACGAAGCUGAUCGGCUGCGAGAAGACGGCGGUGGAGUUCGGGAACCAGCUGGAGAGCAAGUGGACGGCGCUGGGCACCCUGAUCCAGGAGUACGGGCAGCUGCAGAAGCGCCUGGAGAACAUGGAGAACCUGCUGAAGAACAGGAACUUCUGGAUCCUGCGGCUGCCCCCGGGGGCAAAAGGGGAAGUGCCCAAGGUCCCCGUGGCCUUCAACGACGCCUCGUUUAACUUCUCUGAGGAGGAGUGGAAGAGCCUCAACGAGUGGCAGAAGGAGCUCUACAGGCACAUCAUGAAAGGCAACUACGAGGCCGUCAUCUCCAUGGACGCUGCCAUUUCCAAGCCUGAGCUGCUGACACGGAUUGAGCAGGGAGAGGAUCCCAACGCUGAGGAUCAGGAGGACUCUGAGGGAGGAGAGACCCCCACGGACCCCAGCACUGAGUUUUUCUUCCCUGGGCCCGAUGACAGCUCAUGGGGUAAAUAUGAAGAGACUCUGGCCGAAAGCCACGAAGGCUCUGAGGAAGAGGAGAGCAUGGAGGUCCCUGGUACAUACGAACAGCCGUGCGAUGAGGAAGGCUCCGAGAGCCUGGAGCUUUCCAGGUCGUUGACAGGAAAGUGGGAAGAGGUUUUCUCCAACCCGGAGGAGGAGGUGCAAUCGAGCAGCAAGAGCCAGAGCGGGUCGGCCCCGCCGCAGCGAACGGCGACGGGCAACGGGCUGAGGCGCUCCGUGCGCCGCGGGAGAGACUUGGCCAGGAAGGAUCCCGAGGAGGCGGCGGCCGACAAGGGGCCCUACAUCUGCUGCGAGUGCGGCGAGAGCUUCCUGGACAAGCAGCUCUUCGCCACCCACCAGAAGGCGCACGCCAGCGAGGAGGCCUGCACGUCCCUGGAGCGCGGCGAGAGCUUCCGGCAGAAAUCCAAAGCCAAGGGCCAGGGCCCCUCCCGCUCCAAAGCGUCCAAGCGCCCCGACGGAGAGAAGAGCUCGGGAUUCAAGUACGGCUUCGUCAGGCACCAGGUGAACAACAUGGUGGAGAGGCCCUACACCUGCUCCCAGUGCAAGGAGAGCUUCAGCCUGGAAGUGAGCCUGAUCCUGCACCAGAAGCUGCACACGGGGAAGGGCGACGGGCCGCUGACGUGCACCUACUGCGGGAAGGACUUCCGAGACCUCUCCAAAGCCAUCCGCCACCAGCGCAUCCACACCGGGGAGAGGCCCUACCAGUGCACCGAGUGCGGCAAGAGCUUCAUCCGGCGGGACCACCUGCUCAAGCACUGGCGGGUGCACACCGGGGAGACCCCCUACCAGUGCCCCGUCUGCGGGAAGCACUUCCGCUACAAAGAGUCCCUGAAUUGCCACCAGAAAAUCCACUCCCGCAACCCGCGGCCCGGGGAGGAUUCCCAGCACAACCUGGGCUCGGCGGGCACCCAAACCGACCACUUCUGCGUGAAAAAAGAGACUAAGCAGUAGCCGUGGUGGGGCCGGGGCAGGAGGGCUCGCGGUGACCGUGACGGUCUGGCAGGUGGACGUGCAGCAUGAUGGCAGGUGACUUGUAUCGCAGCUAAUCCAUGUGGUCAUGCUACGAAGCCCGCUUUGGUGAAGCAUCCAAGGAAUUCCUCUUAAAAGACUCUGCUCGGCCAGCCCAGGCAGCUCUGGGACCCCGCGGGGUUCCGUGGCGCUUCCACCGCGGCGCAGGCCCCGUGCUCGCUGUUCCCUACGCAGGGUUGGAUUCUGCCCGUAGAGAAUAAUCCCGAGCGAUUCUCUGGGGUCCGUAUUUAGCAGGUGUUCCCCCACCUAUCUUUGUGCAUAUUCAGGAGUGACAAGCUUUCGCUUUCUUUUUUCCACUCGUUUCACUGCAAGGCUGGAAGCGCGAGGAGGGAGGGAGGGAAGGAAGGUGCCGUUCCCAGCCGGCCGCCCGCUCCCGCCGCGUCGCCGUGUCCCGAAAGGCUGCCAGGCCAGGACUGGGAUGAAGGCGAGAGAGGCGAGGCAGAGAGGUGGUCAGGGCACGACGCGGGAUUUGUGGAAGGCGGAAAAGCGGAGAGGAGAGCGUGGCAAGGAGCGGGGUGAGAUAAAGCAGGUGCAGGAGAAGGGGGCUGAGGACAUUGGAGCAGGAGGAGUCAGGAAGGGCAGCGUUCGGAGGCGUGCUGGGGUCACUCACACGAGGAGGACGUGUCUCCGUUCUUUUGAAGGGUGUCACUGGCACCAGCCGGGCUGUGGUUCCCCUCUGGCCCGAGGGAACGGCGCCGCUGGGCCGACACGCGGACUCCUGACAAUGAAGGCGAUUUUAUUAUUAUUAUUAUUUUUUAACUGGGUUUGGUCUCACUCAGGUAAGUCAGACGAGUGAAAGCAGCUUCUCCUAACCCCUGUAAAGAGCUGUUUGGUUUUUAGUUAACCUAGAAGUAGUCUUAUUAUUAUUAAUUAUUAAUUAUUAUUAUUAUUAAUUAUGAUGAUGAUAAUACUACAAGGAAAGGUGUGACACUAUAUUUCACAGUUGCUCUAAAACACUUCCAUGUAUGCGAUAACUGCCCGGAGUUUUCCAGCCGUUUGUGUAAAUAUUGGAUGACUUCUGGAGCUGUUGGUGUUGUUCUGAGGUGGCUGUACGUGGUGUCUCUUCGCUCUGUAUCGUCAGCUGCUGGUUCGUGACCGUGUUUUGUAAUAACUUUUGUAAAGUCUGUCAAUACAGUGUUUCCAUUCUGAA
This is a messenger RNA of Vidua macroura (Pin-tailed whydah), 2933 nucleotides long. RefSeq names its product zinc finger protein 777-like. The transcript has 6 exons. Gene Ontology annotation, biological process: regulation of DNA-templated transcription. The record is from RefSeq and is a predicted model, not a curated record. Bases 20 to 1705 code for a protein of 561 amino acids. Lineage: Eukaryota; Metazoa; Chordata; Aves; Passeriformes; Viduidae.